CUGUACAUCUGUGCAUUGCUGAAAGAACUCUGUUCACCCCCCUGUAAAUAUGUCUGCAGUCUCUGGUCAUCUCCUGUACUGUGUCCGCAGUCUCUGGUCAUCUCCUGUACUGUGUCCGCAGUCUCCGGUCAUCACCCUGUACUGUGUCCGCAGUCUCUGGUCAUCUCCUGUACUGUGUCCGCAGUCUCCGGUCAUCUCCUAUACUGUGUCCGCAGUCUCUGGUCAUCUCCUGUCUCUCUGGUCAGUCUCUGGUCAUCUCCUGUAGUAUGUCCGCAGUCUCUGGUCAUCUCCUGUAGUAUGUCCGCAGUCUCUGGUCAUCUCCCGUAAUAUGUCCGCCGUCUCUGGUCAUCUCCCGUACUAUGUCGCCGUCUCUGGUCAUCUCCCGUAAUAUGUCUGCCGUCUCUGGUCAUCUCCCGUACUAUGUCUGCCGUCUCUGGUCAUCUCCUGUACUAUGUCUGCCGCCUCUGGUCAUCUCCCGUUCUAUGUCUGCCGUCUCUGGUCAUCUCCCGUUCUAUAUCUGCAGUCUCUGGUCAUCUCCCGUACUGUGUCUGCUGUCUCUGGUCAUCUCCCAUACGAUGUCUGCAGUCUCUGGUCAUCUCCUGUACUAUGUCUGUAGUUUUGGU
Messenger RNA from Staurois parvus, 623 nucleotides. The record is from the annotation of a GenBank genome assembly. NCBI's taxonomy places the organism in Eukaryota, Metazoa, Chordata, Amphibia, Anura, Ranidae.